AUGAAACAAGAGUGCUCUACUUAUCUCAAGACCAUCGGAGAAAGCAAAGCACUUGCUACUACCUUGAGCGACACUGAGCCUGAGCAUGACUUUGAUAAUGAGGAUGAUGGAAUUCUAAAUGUCUUCACUGCCACUUUUCAAUGCAUAGAUGCUUACCUUGACACUCUUAGUGAUGAGUUGUGUCAAGUGAACACCCGUGUCGGCCGUAUUGCCGGACAGCAAGCUCGCCUUGGUGGUUUCGUGGAGUCUCCCUCUCCUUCUCCUGAGGCAUCCGAGGAUGAUGAAGAUGACUCCGACGACGAUGAUGAUGACUCCGACGACGAUGAUGAUGAUGAGGAUGGGGAUGCGAGCUCACCUAGUGAUGAUGAGAUGUCUAUUUGA
Molecule: messenger RNA, 381 nt
Organism: Quercus lobata
Lineage: Eukaryota; Viridiplantae; Streptophyta; Magnoliopsida; Fagales; Fagaceae
Product: nonsense-mediated mRNA decay protein 2-like
Exons: 2
Coding region: 1-381 (126 amino acids)
Source: RefSeq, a predicted model, not a curated record